Cylindrotheca closterium is the source of this 1938-nucleotide messenger RNA. The record is from the annotation of a GenBank genome assembly. NCBI's taxonomy places the organism in Eukaryota, Bacillariophyta, Bacillariophyceae, Bacillariales, Bacillariaceae.
AUGGCAGAAGCUCCGGCGGCAACUGCUGCUCAUUCUCCAAAAAAAUCUGAUUUGACAAUUCUAAAUUACAUCAUGAACGUUGAGGAGAAAGAGUCGGAUUACGGAUUCAUUUUCAAGGUCUCUGGACCACUUGUCGUUGCUGACGGAAUGAGUGGAUCUGCCAUGUAUGAGCUCGUCCGUGUGGGACACUCCAAGCUAGUCGGGGAGAUUAUCAAGCUCGAGGGCGAUACCGCUUCGAUUCAGGUGUACGAAGAUACCUCCGGUCUAACAGUUGGAGAUCCAGUUCUUCGUAAGAAGCAACCACUGUCUGUUGAACUAGGUCCCGGUAUUAUGGGCACAAUUUUCGAUGGUAUUCAGCGUCCUUUGGAAGCUAUCUGGAGAGAUACUGGCGACGUCUACGUUCCAAAGGGUGUGGAUGUUCCUUGUUUGUCUCGCGAUGUUCGAUGGACUUUCACCCCUGGUGAUUUCAAGGAGGGGCAACCAAUCACUGGUGGAGACGUCAUUGGUAUUGUCUACGAGAACGAAAUCAUUGAUUCCCACAAGAUUCUUUGUCCUCCAAACGUGUAUGGAGUCGUAAGCAAGAUUAACACAGCAGGAACCGAUGGACAAGAAACUUUCCUUGUUGAUGAUAUUGUCAUGGAAGUGUACAACGAAGCACAAGACAGGACCCACAAGCUUUCGUUGAGUCAUUUCUGGCCCGUGCGACGUCCCCGUCCCAUCGCCGAAAAGUUGCCUGGUAAUGUUCCUCUCAUUACUGGUCUUCGUGUCAUUGAUGGCCUUUUCCCCUCCGUGCUUGGUGGUACAUGUGCCGUUCCUGGUGCUUUUGGCUGUGGAAAAACUGUCAUCAGUCAAUCCUUGUCCAAAUUUUCUAACUCUGACUGCAUUGUGUAUGUUGGUUGCGGUGAACGUGGUAACGAGAUGGCCGAAGUGUUGUGUGAUUUCCCUGAACUGACCAUGACAAUCAAGGAUGAUGCUGGCGAAGAAAAAGAAGUUGGAAUCAUGAAGCGUACAACUCUUGUUGCCAACACAUCGAACAUGCCAGUCGCUGCACGUGAGGCAUCCAUUUACACUGGUAUUACAUUGGCUGAGUACUUCCGUGAUCAAGGCAUGAACGUUUCCAUGAUGGCUGACUCUACCUCUCGAUGGGCAGAGGCCCUUCGUGAGAUUUCUGGUCGCCUUGGAGAGAUGCCUGCCGAUUCCGGUUACCCAGCCUACCUUGGUGCCCGUCUUGCGGCCUUCUACGAACGUGCAGGGCGCGUUGCAUGUUUGGGAUCCCCUACCCGUGAGGGAACCGUGUCGGUUGUGGGAGCUGUGUCUCCUCCAGGUGGCGAUUUCUCUGAUCCAGUUACUGCUGCUACACUUUCUAUUGUUCAAGUGUUUUGGGGACUGGACAAGAAGUUGGCCCAAAGAAAGCACUUUCCAUCUCUCAACUGGCUCAUUUCUUACACCAAGUACAUGCAAGUUCUUGAGCCAUAUUUUAAUGGUAUGGAUGAACAGUAUUCUUACCUUCGAAACCAAGCUCGAACCAUUCUUCAACAAGAAGAUAACCUUUCGGAAAUUGUACAACUAGUCGGAAAGGAGUCUUUGUCUGAAGAUCAAAAGGUCGUUAUGGAAGUUGCGAAGCUUAUCCGUGAGGAUUUCCUUGCUCAAAAUGCCUUCACCGAACAUGACUACACUUGUCCAUUGGCAAAGACUGUUGGCAUGCUGAAGGUUAUCAUCAACUUUUAUGACUUGUGCCAAAAGGCGAUUGCCGACUCUCCAUCUGAUGCCAAGUUGACCUAUGCUCACAUUAAGACAGCGAUGGCGCCAAUCAUUCAAAAGGUUGUUGAUACCAAGUAUGUCGAUCCUAAGGCCAAAGCCGCAGAAAUCGAGAAGGGUUAUAGUGAAGUCAUCGAUGAAAUGAAUCGCGAGUUCCAAACUUUGACCGAUGGUAUCUAA